UGCCCUUAGAUUAGAAGUUGAAACCUAGAAUAGAAUAUAAAAGGAGAGGAUAAAAUAAUAUGGGUGCUUGACUUGUUCAUUUGUGGCGUGCGUGCAGUGAGCUUAUCGGAUCCAUCAUCAACAACAAUGGCUUCCUUAAUCAACACCAACAACCUGCUACCUCUUCACAAAUCAAACUCCAACCUUUACACACACCAUGUUCGUGUUCUUCCCUUUUCUCUCCAUUUCAAGAAACCCUCUUUUUCUUCAGCCGCUAUCGUAUGUAAGGCCGUUUCUGUGAAGCCAGAAGUCGAAGAAGCCCUUAACAUCGCCGAUGAUGUUACUCAGCUCAUAGGGAACACUCCAAUGGUGUACUUGAAUAGCAUUGCAAAGGAAUCCGUCGCUAAUAUCGCAGCCAAGCUUGAAAUUAUGGAGCCGUGUUGCAGUGUCAAAGACAGGAUUGGAAACAGUAUGAUAACUGAUGCUGAAGAGAAAGGACUUAUAACACCGGGGAAGAGUAUAUUGGUUGAGCCUACAAGUGGGAACACUGGUAUCGGUCUCGCAUUUAUCGCUGCCUCAAAAGGGUAUAAGCUGAUAUUGACGAUGCCAGCGUCAAUGAGUCUUGAGAGAAGGGUUCUUCUAAAGGCAUUUGGAGCUGAUCUUGUUCUAACAGACUCUUCAAAGGGCAUGAAAGGAGCGGUUCAGAAAGCUGAAGAAAUCGUCAACAGCACACCCAAUGCUUACAUGCUUCAACAGUUCGAUAAUCCUGCUAACCCAAAGAUACAUUUUGAGACAACUGGCCCGGAGAUCUGGGAAGACACAAAUGGAAAAGUUGAUAUAUUUGUUGCGGGAAUUGGAACUGGUGGAACUAUUUCAGGGGCUGGUCGAUUUCUCAAAACUCAAAAUCCUGAUAUUAAGGUGAUUGGCGUGGAACCUACGGAGAGCAAUAUUCUGUCUGGUGGAAAGCCUGGCCCUCACAAAAUUCAAGGGAUUGGAGCAGGUUUUAUACCCGGGAACUUGCAUCAAGACGUGCUCGAUGAAGUGAUAGAGAUUUCAAGUGAUGAAGCUGUUGAGACUGCGAAACAAUUGGCACUGCAAGAAGGGCUGUUGGUGGGCAUCUCUUCUGGAGCGGCGGCUGCUGCUGCUAUCAAGGUUGGAAAGAGACCUGAGAAUGCUGGAAAACUUAUUGCGGUUGUGUUUCCAAGCUUUGGGGAGCGAUACCUGUCCACAAUUCUUUUCCAGUCAAUCCGGGAAGAGUGCGAGGCAAUGCAAGCUUCAGCCUGAGUAUUAGUCUCUGUUUAUUUUUGUCUUUUUAACUUGAUUGUGAGUUACGAAGUAUGUUUUGGUAGGAUUUGCAAUAAAGCAUAGUAUGUGUGUGCUACAGAUUUUAUUUAUCACCCAAUAAUUUAUAAAUUUUAAUUAUUUGCAUCUAUGAUUGUAGACU
This is a messenger RNA of Helianthus annuus (common sunflower), 1423 nucleotides long. RefSeq names its product cysteine synthase. The transcript has 10 exons. Gene Ontology annotation, molecular function: cysteine synthase activity. The coding region runs from base 127 to 1263 and encodes 378 amino acids. Gene Ontology annotation, cellular component: cytoplasm. NCBI's taxonomy places the organism in Eukaryota, Viridiplantae, Streptophyta, Magnoliopsida, Asterales, Asteraceae. Gene Ontology annotation, biological process: double fertilization forming a zygote and endosperm; pollen tube growth. The record is from RefSeq and is a predicted model, not a curated record.